Arvicola amphibius (Eurasian water vole) is the source of this 1329-nucleotide messenger RNA. RefSeq names its product liprin-beta-2-like. The record is from RefSeq and is a predicted model, not a curated record. NCBI's taxonomy places the organism in Eukaryota, Metazoa, Chordata, Mammalia, Rodentia, Cricetidae. Gene Ontology annotation, biological process: neuromuscular junction development. Gene Ontology annotation, molecular function: protein binding. Gene Ontology annotation, cellular component: presynaptic active zone.
AUGGCUACCAAAGCAAGACCUGAACAAGCAGAGCAGUUGCCUAAAAACAAAAGGCUGCAGAGAGAAGGAGAAUUAGUCUCUACCAGUGAUGAGCAUCUGGCAGAGAAUGGUUAUACAAUCCAAAGUGGUCAGCCCGGAAAUCACAUCAAAGCACACUACCCAGACUCAGGAUUUGAAAGAGAAUACCAUGAGUCUAAUGUUUCUCCUUCGGUGUUGCCAUGUCUGAACCCAGUAAUGGCCCUUGCAGUGUGUGGCAGUGCCUCAGAGGAUGCUGGUGGUGGUGAUGGGAAGGGUGGAACCGACAGGCAACAGUUGUCAGGGAUGGAAACUUUGCCAGGCUGGACAAUUGAUACCAACGCCCCUUUUGCCCAGUGGAGCACAGAGCGCGUAUGUGCAUGGCUAGAGGAUUUUGGCCUGGCUCAGUAUGUGAUUUUUGCCAGACAGUGGUUGACAUCUGGCCAUAUACUACUGACAGCUACUCCUCAGGACAUGGAAAAAGAGCUAGGGAUUAAACACUCCCUCCAUAGGAAGAAGCUGGUUUUAUCAGUGAAAGCUAUCAACGCCAAGCAAGAAGAGAAGUCCACGCUGCUUGACCACAUUUUGACACGGUGGCUUGACGAUAUUGGCUUACCCCAGUACAAAGAUCACUUUCAUGAAUCAAGAGUUGAUGGGCGAAUGCUGCAAUACCUAACUGUGAAUGAUCUACUCUUCUUAAAAGUCACCAGCCAACUCCAUCAUCUCAGCAUCAAAUGUGCUAUUCACGUGCUACAUGUCAAUAAGUUCAACCCCCACUGCCUGCACAGGAGGCCUGUUGAUGAGAGUAACCUUUCUCCUUCAGAGGUUGUCCAGUGGUCCAACCACAGGGUAAUGGAGUGGCUGCGGUCCAUGGACCUGGCAGAGUAUGCGCCCAACCUUCGAGGGAGUGGUGUCGAUGGCGGCCUCAUCAUCCUAGAGCCACGCUUCACUGGAGACACCCUGGAUAUGCUUCUUAAUAUCCCCCCACAGAAGACACUCCUUAGGCGCCAUCCGACCACCAAGUUCAAUGCCCUGAUUGGUCCUGAGGCCAAACAGGAAAACCGAGAUAAAAUGGCCUCACCAGCUUACACACCUCUGACUACCACAGCCAAAGUCUGGCCCAGGAAACUCGGGUUUUCCCAUUUUGGGAACAUGAAAAAAAAGAAGUUUGAUGAGUCUACAGAUUAUAUUUGCCCCAUGGAGCCCAGUGACGCAGCCAAUGACAGCCACAGGGUCUACAGUGUUUACGGGGGCCUUAGUUCCCUUGACAACCAUGAACUAGAUGGACUGGACCAGGUGGGACAGAUAAGCUGA